AUUUUUUUUUUUCAAAUUAAAAAAAAAAAAAGAUAACAAAUAAAUACUAUUAUAUAUAAAUUUCUUUUCCCUUUUUGAAAAAACUCGUAAAAAAUGACCAUUCAACUUACUGGAUACUCUAUCUCUGCUUAUUGUCUCGCGCUACUCCAAGUUCUUAAAGAAUUAGGAUUAUCUUAUGAAUUUAUUCAACCAAAUAAUUUCGAAGAUAUUAAAACUCCGGAGUAUUUGGCUACGAAACAUCCUUUCGGAAAAAUUCCUUCUCUCAAUGAUGAUGGAUUCCAAAUUUACGAAUCUCGUGCAAUCGCUCGUUAUUUGGUAAAAAAAUAUCAAGGAACCAAAUCUUCCACCGUUCUUAUUCCUUCCGAUGUACAAAAAGCCGCUUUGGUUGAACAAUUUAUUUCAGUAGAAAUCUCUUAUUAUUCUCAACCUUUAGGUAAAUUGGUUGGGCAAUUAAUUUUCGCGAAACGCCGAGGUAAUGAACCUGAUCUUAAAAUUGUUAACGAAGCUCGCGAAGAACUCGAAAAAGUUUUGGAUGUUUAUGAAAAAUUAUUAGAGGGUAAAGAUUAUUUAACUGGAGAAUUUUCUCUAGCCGAUCUUCUUCAUAUUCCUUUAACUAAUUAUGCUAUUAAAGCUGGUGAAAAUGAUUUAUGGAGUAAACGUCCUAAUGUUUCUAGAUGGUGGAAAAACAUUAGCGAACGUGAAAGUUGGAAAAAUGUUCUCAAUGAAUAUACAUUAGCAUAAUAUAUAUGUAUUUUUUUUACAUUGUGAUAAAUAGUAUGCUUUUCAUUUAUGUAUAAUAUACUACUGUAAACAGCAGUAAAUAAAUGUCGAUUUUUAACCGAUUUUA
This is a messenger RNA of Rhizophagus irregularis DAOM 181602=DAOM 197198, 847 nucleotides long. Lineage: Eukaryota; Fungi; Glomeromycota; Glomeromycetes; Glomerales; Glomeraceae. The record is from RefSeq and is a predicted model, not a curated record.